AUGAGCGAUAACGAUGUUGUACUAACUCAACUAAGCGACACAACCGCAACAACGAUUGUGACUAUGGCUGACUCUAAAUAUGGUCGAUGGAACCACCGAAAUGUUGAUUUGACACUUGACAGUAAACAAAACGAGAAAUAG
Molecule: messenger RNA, 141 nt
Organism: Paraglomus brasilianum
Lineage: Eukaryota; Fungi; Glomeromycota; Glomeromycetes; Paraglomerales; Paraglomeraceae
Source: the annotation of a GenBank genome assembly